Phytophthora sojae is the source of this 2592-nucleotide messenger RNA. RefSeq lists its product as hypothetical. Lineage: Eukaryota; Oomycota; Peronosporomycetes; Peronosporales; Peronosporaceae. Gene Ontology annotation, biological process: ERAD pathway. The record is from RefSeq and is a predicted model, not a curated record. Gene Ontology annotation, molecular function: protein binding. The coding region runs from base 1 to 2592 and encodes 863 amino acids. Gene Ontology annotation, cellular component: endoplasmic reticulum membrane. The transcript has 2 exons.
AUGAAAUGCAGCGCUCUCGUCUUCCUCUUCACGUGUUGGAGUCUAUCUGCUGAGGCUGCGCGUGAAUCGGAUCUCCGUCGUGCUCUGGAACAGCUCGCAGCUCCGUCCAAAUACGACGUUCAAGACUUGUUGGAGGGUCCUCCAGAGCUCACGACGUCACUCCCGUUAUUCAACCAACUCGUCCGUGAGGAACGUCGUCAACUUCUGAGCCAAAUCGGCGAGCUGCACCUCUUCGGUGACGGCUCGGUGCCCCACAACGCGACUCAUGCCGAGCUGUUUCUCCACGCAAGCGCCGACAGCUACGGAAGUGCCCGAGCCCAAUUCCUCCUCGGUGUAUCACGGUCUCUAUCCGACGACAAAGCUGCUGCACACCUCUACUACGACUUUGCAGCUCACGGAGGGUCCAUCGGAGCGUCAAUGGCUCUUGGGUAUCGCGCACUUCAUGGCUACGGGGCCACCAAGUCGUGCUCGACAGCUCUGAGGCACUACAAGUUCGCAGCAGACCGGGUUGUUACCGAACAAAGCGACCAGAAGCUGCAACUCUACGCCUUCCCUCAACUUGCUUGGCUCUCGCAGACUGAAGGCGCUCGAUACCACGCAGACCUCAAUCCGUCCGAAGAUUUCCACCGAGCCGAGUACCUUCGUCAACGCGCCGGCGACUACCGCAAUGCGGAUCUCAUGGUGCAGUCCGCGAGUAUCACGUUGUUCAGCGACCUCUACGCCAGUCCAGAAGUCCCUGACCUCGAGCAGCAUUCAGCUCGAGAGCGAGAAGCCUUGCGGUUCUUGGAGAGCUCAAUGAAAUUAGGCAACAUCAAGGCUCAAGCUCUGUUGGGUCACGUGUACGCCUACGGACUCGCUGGUUGUUCUCCGAAUGUUACCAAAGCUGUGGAGCUGUACGAGUCUGCGUUGAACGCGUCGAAAGCUCGGCCUAGCGGCGAGGCUGCCAAUGGGCUUGGUGUCAUUUACUCGCGGGGUAUCGGUGGAGUACCUGUGGACCUUGAUCGAGCUCGGAAGCUGUUCAAAGUUGCAGCGAAUGCAGGCCACGCAGAGGGCGUUUACAAUACUGGCAUGGCCUUCUUGGAGCUUGGGAGCUUCCACGCUGCACGGGCCAAGGAAUACUUUGUAGCAGCGGCUCACGUCGGCCACCUCAAGUCGAUUUUCCAGCUUGCGCGGAUCAAACAGCGACAAAUCCACACGAUCGGGAGUCUCACGAGCAGCAGCGUGUCGUGUGAAGAAGUCGUGGAACUCUAUAAGCGCGUGGCGGAGUAUUCACGUGAGGGAACGUCCAUUAUGACAACAGCGCUGGCACACGCGCAACGUGGGAACUGGGCGCUCGCUCUGGAGCUGUAUCUGAUCGCGGCUGAAAUGGGCUUCGAAGUCGCGCAGAGCAACGCGAUCUGGUUGAUCAAACGCGUUCAACGCCAAGUCUUCGGCGUCAAGUCAACUCGCAGCUCGAAGCAGCUUGAACGGUUGUAUACGCGCCUUGUAACUCGCGCUGCUGCUCAAGACAGCACUGAUGCGCUGCUUAGAUUGGGCGACGGAGCUUUCCUGGACGAGAACUACACUGUCGCGUUGAGGCACUAUCAGCACGCAGACUUGGUGAGCGCUGGUACUUCUGCUCAAGCGCUUUACAGUGUGGGAUACAUGUACGAGUACGGCCUUGGAGUGUCAUCAAUCUCGCCCGAACGCGCUACGCUGUACUACCAUCUCGCAGGGGAGAAGGAACCAUCUCUGCGCCUUGUGAUGGCCGCGCUACAGCUUAAACUACGCGUCCAGAUGUCGACAGUCCGAAGUGAUCCGUACGAAUACGCAACAGCGCUCCAGUUCAUGGGCGACCAAACUCGACUUCAUCUUGAGCUAGCGCGUGGUGAUCUACCCUUAGAGCAGCAGGACUUCACCAUCGAGACGUGGCUACGAGUGGAUGACGUCCCAUCUACGAUCAACCGUGCCGAGCAAGUCGUGACUCUCGUCGAUGCACUGGACAACUUCCAAUUGGAAAUGCUUCCUGCCCCUGGAGCUGCCGGUGAUUCGUCCUGGAUGCUGCGCUUCCGGAAGCAUUCGUUGGUAGACGAACAGCUUCCUGAACUCGUGCUCAGCUUCUCUCACGCGCCGCUGGCCCCGCACACGUGGAACCACAUCGCCGUCACAUUUGACGCGGCAUUCCAGACCGUCACGUUGCUGCUGAAUGCUCAAGUCAAGCAGGUGCUCACCUUCCGCCCGCACCCAGCAGCUCCGAGCCGAAGUGAACAUGCAGCAAAAGACGGGGGAACUUCCUCCUCUUCCAAGUUCCUUGCGAUCGGGAGCAACCUCGCUCGUAUCCACGGGAUGAGUCCUCCCAACUCGAGGGUGUUCUCGGGACAAAUGGUUCACUUUCGACUGUGGAAAACGCGCAAAACUUUGAAAGAGAUCCGAGUGCUGAUGAUGGAGCAGUACGAUCAAGUGGCAACACGGGACCUGCUGAUCCAUCUGCGCUACGAUCUUCGAGCUGCGGGUCCGAAGACAACUACAAAGCGGGUUAUGAACGGAGAUCAAACCGUUUCUGAAGCUCAUGGUAUUCAACUGAAGAUCGUGGAGUUUCCUCCGCCAAACUAA